Gryllus bimaculatus (two-spotted cricket) is the source of this 2608-nucleotide messenger RNA. The record is from the annotation of a GenBank genome assembly. NCBI's taxonomy places the organism in Eukaryota, Metazoa, Arthropoda, Insecta, Orthoptera, Gryllidae.
CAGUUAAGAGAGCGUCGUACAGUACCGAUCGGCGGACAGUACUGACCAUGCUAGUUUCCAUUUCUGAAGGUAGAUAGCAACACGUUGCAGCACUAGAAGGAUCAAUAUUAGAAGCAGCCUUUGCAUACUUCGGUGACCACUUCGUCUAUUCAAUAUUUUUUGAGUCACGAGUAGAUGCAAAGAAGACAUACUUUGCAAGUUGGUUUGACACAUGGUACAUUGGAAACGCUGUUACUGUUUGCAGAUAAGGGGGCGGCGAGCACGGCGGCGCCGACGCCCCAGCAGUCACACCGCAGCGACGGCAUGGAGAGGUUGAAGGGCCUCGGCCCAUCCCGGAUGGACGUCAAGAGGCAGUACGGAGCGGCGCUAGUUGUGAGCCUGCUGAUGUUCAACUACGGGCUGGCGGCCGGGUGGCCGGCGACGGUAUUGCCGCACCUCAUGUCCCCGGAGGAAAGCCCCCUCGCCAGCGGCACGCUCUCGCUCGAGGACUCGACGUGGCUCGCCACCCUGCUCACCAUCACGGGCAUCCCCGUCGCCCCGCUCGUCGCAGUGGCGUGCGAGCGCUGGGGCCGCAAGUCCGUCGGCUACCUCACCGGCGCGUUGCACGUGUUCAGCAACCUCUUGCCGGCGUUCAGCCUCACCAUCGAAACCUUGUACGUGUCGCGAUCGCUGCUGGGCUGGGCGUGCGCCUUCGGUUUCAUCUUCACGCCGCUGUACAUCAGAGAGAUCUCCGACGACGAGACGCGUGGCCCGUUGGGCGUGCUCAUGACCAUCGUCAUCAACGUGGGCGUGCUGGCCGUCUACGUCAUCGGCACCUACUGCUCUGUCGUCACCACCUCGUGGCUGUGCGCCCUGCCCGCCGUGCUCUUCCUCGUCCUCCUCUUCUGGCUGCCGGAGACGCCCGUCUACCUUCUGAUGAAAGGGCGCGAGGACGAGGCGCGAAGCGCCCUCGUCAUCCUCAGAGGGCCUCGCUACGACGUGCAGGCCGAGGUAGACUGCGUGAACGAGUCGCUGAGAUCUAUGAAGGCCAACGUUCCCGGCGGGCCCUCCAUUCUCAAGGAGUUGUUCACCAGCAAGGCGUCCAGGCGAGCUGGAAUCAUCAUGAUCGGCAUCAUGAUCAACCAGCAGUUCUCUGGGCUCUUCUGCAUCGUCAGUUACACCGUCCAAAUCUUUCAGGAAGCUGGAAGCAACAUGUCGCCGUACCUUUCGUCCAUUGUCGUUGGUUUCAUGAUGCUUGUCGGGACGAUCGUGUCAGUGUUUUUGUGCAAGCGCAUGGGAAGGAAAAUCUUGCUGAUUAUUUCUGACGUGUUUAUGGCUGUGAGUUUGUUUGGCAUGGGCCUAUACUUUUAUCUCAAGCACAUAGGAGAGGAUACAUCUAAGUUUGGUUGGGUUACUCUAGUGUGUUUAUCAGUCUAUAUAAUUGGUUUUAAUAUCGGUUUAGGCCCAAUUUCGAUGUUGGUGUAUACGGAAAUAUUUUCUCCGAAGCUAGUCAGUACCGCUUUGGCUGUUUCCGGUCCGAUACCUGGUAUAUUGUCCUUCAUUAUCGGCAAAUUUUUCUAUACGGUUGCGGAUAUAGUGGGUGUUUAUACAUGUUAUUGGGGAUUUGCUACAACAUGCGCUCUUGGGGUAGCUUUUAUCAUUGCCGCUGUACCAGAAACUAAGAACCGACCAAUUGAUUCCAUACUCAAGGAACUUGAAGGGAUUUCUCCGGAAAUUGAAUCUAGACCAAAAAAAGGAUAUGAUCCUGUUGAUACUAAUGCAAUUUAAUAUAUUUUUAGAAACAUAUAUCUACGAAUUAUUGUUAAUUCGUAAUUCACUCGUUUCUGUUAAAAUGUUAUAAAUAACGUUUUAUAGUAUUUUUGUGUACGUAAAUACGUUGUUAAUACAUAUACUUCAUUUUAAUCACAUUUUAUUUUCGUUUCAUUUUGGUAUCGAAACGGAUUCGCAACCGCCAAGUACCUAAAAUAAAUUGUGAUUUGAUAAAAAUGUAGUACUCGUUUAAAGAGUUUUACACUGAUAAAACACUAAUUCCGAUUUUUCAAAAUAUAUAGGUCUUAAAAGUUAAAUAAUUGUAGAUGAAUAAUUAUGAAUUAUCUUAUUAAUAACUAUAAUAUAAAUAAUCUUACUCAUAACUUCACCUCUAUGGGUCAUAAUUGUCAGUUAUUGAAUGUCUGGUAAUGAAACAUUCAGCAUAAAUUAAACGCAAGUCUAUUUAUUCAUCGAACAAAGUUCUUUUAUGAUAUCUAAUAUAUAGUAUCAUCGUAAGUGUUGCUUUCUAAGAAAGCAGCUUAAUUUAGUAACGUAAUUAAAGUAUUCAUCGAUUUGUUUCAACGUGAACUAAACGUACAUAUGCUUGUUGAUAGUUAUACUACAUAUGAAUGUCAUUUCUCAUAAUUCGUAGGAAUAGUUAAUCAUUAGUACACUAUUUGAGAUUAUAUAAUGGUAUUUUAAUAAUAUCUUGUAAAUAUUUGUAUCGUUUGUCUCUGUUAACAUUUUGUAAAAAUGAUUUAAAUUCUACACUGUAAUUAAGUAUCUUUAAGAUUCAUUUUAUUAAGGUCAUUUUUAUUUCGUAAUAAAUUGCGUGUUUGUCUUCCUUUUAUGAUGGUGA